UUUGGAGUUAUCGAGAACCCCCGCCCCUCCAUGCACGUUAUAUAGUAAAACCUAGACACCAACAGGCCAAUAUCUGGCUAACCAUUCGAACCAUCAGACUGUCUUUAUUAUGAAAGGCGACAUGGAGAGCCUGCCUAAGAUGGACCCCUCCAAUGACCACAGUCGGCCCCUGGACAUUGUGCCACGGAGCGAUGAGAAGAUGAAGGAGAGGGGCCAGUGGGGAAACAAGGUGGAGUUUGUCCUUUCUGUUGCCGGGGAGAUCAUAGGACUGGGCAAUGUGUGGCGCUUCCCUUACCUGUGCUACAAGAACGGAGGAGGUGCUUUCUUCAUCCCCUACCUCAUCUUCCUGUUCACCUGUGGAAUACCAGUGUUCUUCCUGGAGACAGCCCUGGGACAGUUCACCAGCGAGGGAGGCAUCACCUGCUGGAGGAAGAUCACUCCACUGUUUGAAGGAGUGGGAUACGCCACACAAGUCAUUGUGGCUCUGUUGAACUUCUAUUACAUCAUUGUCCUGGCCUGGGCCAUCUUCUACCUGUCCUACUCCUUCACCUGGGACCUGCCCUGGGCCUCCUGCAACAACACAUGGAACACAGAUUCCUGCAUGGAGUUCCAGAGGAGGAAUGGCUCUUUCAAUCAGCCACGUCUGAACGCCACGUCUCCUGUCAUUGAGUUCUGGGAACGGAGGGUUCUGCGUAUCUCCUCUGGCAUAGAUCAUAUAGGAUCUCUCAACUGGGACCUGGUUCUGUGUCUGGCCAUAGCCUGGGUACUAGUCUACUUCUGUAUCUGGAAGGGAGUCAAGUCCACUGGAAAGGUGGUAUAUUUCACAGCUACCUUCCCCUACAUCAUGCUGUCUAUCCUGCUCAUCAGAGGGGUCACCCUGCCUGGAGCCUUCAUAGGAAUCAAGUUCUACCUCUACCCAGACCUGGGCCGCCUGUCAGAUCCACAGGUAUGGAUGGAUGCAGGGACUCAGAUCUUCUUCUCCUAUGCCAUCUGUCUGGGGUGUCUGACUGCUCUGGGAAGCUACAACAAGUACAAUAACAACUGCUACAGAGAUUGCUUGGCGCUAUGCUUCCUGAACAGUGGGACCAGCUUUGUGGCAGGCUUUGCCAUCUUCUCCAUCCUGGGCUUCAUGUCUUACGAGCAGAACGUGCCCAUCUCAGAGGUGGCAGAAUCUGGUCCUGGUCUGGCCUUCAUAGCCUACCCCCGUGCAGUGUCUAUGAUGCCCUUCUCUCCUCUCUGGGCCUGUUUCUUCUUCAUCAUGAUUGUCUUUUUGGGUCUGGACAGCCAGUUUGUGUGUGUGGAGAGUCUGGUGACGGCCAUGGUGGACAUGUAUCCUAAAACCUUUCGGCGUAAGAACCGCAGAGAGCUCUUCAUCUUGGCGGUGGCCAUUGUCUCCUUCCUCAUGGGUCUCAUCAUGCUGACAGAGGGAGGCAUGUACGUCUUCCAACUCUUUGACUACUAUGCUGCCAGUGGGACGUGCCUGCUCUUUGUGGCUGUCUUUGAGACUGUUUGCAUUGCUUGGAUUUAUGGUGCUGACCGUUUCUAUGACAACAUUGAGGACAUGAUUGGCUACCGUCCCGGACCUAUUAUCAAAUACUGCUGGAUGUUCUUCACUCCUGCUACCUGCUUAGGUACCUUUGCCUUCUCCCUGAUCAAGUACACCCCUCUGAAGUACAACAAUGAGUAUGUGUACCCUUGGUGGGGCUACUGCCUGGGCUGGCUCCUGGCCCUGUCCUCCAUGCUCUGUGUUCCCCUCUGGGUGGUCAUCAAAAUGUGUUCUGUGGAAGGCACCUUGAAAGAGCGCUUUACAAUCCUGACCACGGCAUCCACUGACUUACCUAAAACCAAGAAGGAGCAGGAGAAGCUGCUGGCCAUCUUUCCUGGCGAUGGGGACAGCCUCCGUCAGAGACACCCUCCCACCAAGGAAGGCUACUUCCCCGUCAACGAGAAGGAGUCCAACUGCUAGAGCUAGGAGCGUGGACCCAGACCCUCUGAGGUCCCAUGUCCAUUCCCUUGACAUGGCCUCUCCUCAACGAUACCUCAUAACUGCACAACUGCGGCCAAAUGAGCACGGAUGCAGUGACACUGGUGCUGCUGUGCCUUAGCUCUUUCUCCCCUGCAAGGUCUAUCAGAGACAGUACAGACUACUGCUUCAGAUGCUGUCCUGUUGUUAAGUCGUGUACACUUUUAUGUUUACACACUCAAUGCUACUGGCUCUCCGCCAUCUACACUUCCAUCCACGGGAGAGUCGGUCUCUCCACUUCUCUCUCCCACUGUUGCCUUGUCAACCACGAACUUUAGCUGUGUUUUGCUGAUUUCUUUCACCAAUGGCUAAAGUUGAGCAGACAUUGAAAUGGUGUGAUUCAGUGAUUUGUUAUAUGUCCAUUGUGGUUGAGACUUGAGAAUGUUUGUCUGAUGAUCGCACCUGCUUUCUAAGGAAGUAUCUUUUAUUUUCAUUUUUUUCAUGGACAUCUCUCGGGCAUAUGUGUACACAAUUUGCUAUGAUUAAGUAUUAUUUUAGUGCAUCAUGUCGAACUCGCUGCAGUCAUAUGAGUUGAAUGUAAUACAUCAUUCUAAUCAAUAUGUUUGUUAAUUUACCUGUUAAACCUUAACUGACAUUUCUACAUGACACAUGGAGGAAUCAGAUAGGCAUAUGCCAACAUGUCAUUGUGGUUACAAUAAGUAAUACAUCAUUUAAAGGCCCAGUGCAGUCAAAAACUAGAUUUUCCUGUGUUUUAUAAACAUUUCCACACAACGAGGUUGUAAUAAUACUGUGAAAUUGUGAAAAUGCUUAUAAUGCCUUUUUAGUGUAAAAGCUGUUUGAAAAGACCACCUAGAAUUUCAGCCUGUUUUGUUGACAUUGCCAGUUGAGUUAAUAGACCAAUAAGAAAGAGAGUUCCAAACCACUCUGCCAAUAACAGCCAGUUGUCAGUUUUCCUCUCCCCGGUCAGACCACUCCCAGACAGUCCAAGAAAAAGUAUUGCUUGAAAAAUUGUUCUUAGCUAAGAAGCUAUUUUUGUUUCUUUUUGACCAUCUUUAAUUGAAAACAAUCAUUGUAUGGUACUUCAUUGUUACCUAGAAAUGACUUGAUAUUGUUAUAAAAAUGACUGCAUUGGACCUUUAACAAUUUCUCAUACGAACACUGUGACUUCAGAUUGAAAUAUGUGCAUGUGCUAAAAUGUAAUAUCUUGUAAUAUAUUUAAGAUCCAGAUUUAUGUCACAAAGAAAUCUGAAGCCCACCUGAAGUGCAAGUGUCUCUGUUUCUAUUGUAGUAACCUGUAGGGGACUAACUAGUAGGCUAUGCUAGCCUGAGGUUGUUGUUUGAGAUUCGGAUGGAGUCAGACUUCCUGUAAAUGUAUUGCAUUUGAUUCAAAAAGCUUACUUGGAGAUAUAAUAAUUGUGUAUUAGCAUUUUAAUCACAGUCUUAUGUCAGUUUUUAUUCUGAAAUGGUAUACAAUAUAUAUUUUUAAGCUGUAUACCAUGUCCAAUAUGUGAUAAAGCACAUGGUAAACAUGGUUUACAAACUAGUGAAGUAUGGAUUGUGUUCCAAAAAAAAAUGUUGUGCAACAUUUUUGCAUUGGAAAUCAUUGGACCGUACAACAGUAUACCGCCAUAGUGAGCAGUUUAGAGGUGACAGACCAGAACUUGAGUUUCAUACCUUUUAUGUUCACACACACGGUGCUAGAUAGUCUUUGUUAUUUGCUUGUAUUGUCUAUUCAUUAAUUCAUUAUCUGCUUUUCCUUAGCGAACAAUAACUUUGAACAGUAUAAGCUCUUACACUUCCAGUAUGUGUUUGUCAGGCCAUGUCUAGUCAAGUGCAAAGCUGAACACCGUUCACAUGCAUCAUUACAACUGACAUUGUAAAAUACAAAUAUUUGUAUUAAAAGUUUUAAAAUAAA
Messenger RNA from Oncorhynchus masou masou (cherry salmon), 3899 nucleotides. Its product is annotated as sodium- and chloride-dependent GABA transporter 2-like. Gene Ontology annotation, molecular function: gamma-aminobutyric acid:sodium:chloride symporter activity. Gene Ontology annotation, biological process: sodium ion transmembrane transport. The record is from RefSeq and is a predicted model, not a curated record. Bases 110 to 1966 code for a protein of 618 amino acids. Gene Ontology annotation, cellular component: plasma membrane. The transcript is spliced from 15 exons. NCBI's taxonomy places the organism in Eukaryota, Metazoa, Chordata, Actinopteri, Salmoniformes, Salmonidae.